UUACUUUGGCACUCGUCGCUACUACUCAAGCAGCACCUAUGAAUCUAUCUAGACGUCGUUUUGGAGUAGAACAUACCCCAGAAGCAGAUGCUAGCUUUCAAGAUGUAAAAGAUAUUGCUCAAGGUAGUGAUAAGGAAGCACAAGCUGGUAAUUUAUCAGGUGCAAUGGUAAGAGCUCUUUUGGCAAAAGCACCUGCUUGUGAUCAACAGGAUAGAGCUGACGAAGUAAUUGACUUGGGCAGAGAAUUUGGAGGGGAAAAAGAAAAACAACUUAUUAAAGUUGCACAAACAUACCGUCAACUUGAACGUAAUACUCCAAAAGCCGGUCAACCAUCCGAACUAUAUGGUGAAAAUGUCGCAGAAUCCGAUCCUGUUGGGGGAGUAAAGAUGCCUAAAAUUGAAAAAGUAGAUGGUGGUUUCGAAGUUAAUGGAAAUAAAUUUAUUAAUAUAGAAGCUGCACAAGGCCGUCAAUGUGACAUUCAACAUAAUCUUUGCUUUAACAAAUUCAAUGGUGGUGACAGAAGUUUCUCUGGUGCGGAUUGUGAUAACCAAACUAAUGUUUGUAAAUCUGGUUCUCCU
Molecule: messenger RNA, 578 nt
Organism: Funneliformis geosporum
Lineage: Eukaryota; Fungi; Glomeromycota; Glomeromycetes; Glomerales; Glomeraceae
Source: the annotation of a GenBank genome assembly